CAUUCCAGUUAAAAUAUGGGAGAGAAAUUAUCCCCGUCGAUGCCCACUACAGGGCUCACCAAGAAAUCAUCUCCCGGCAAACAGAGCACAUCCGCAAAAUCCAAAGAGAAACCCAUGAAGCGCAAAAGCAAGGAAGAAAAGCUAAAUCAGCUCUUCGGUGAGCCUCCCGUGGAUGUUCCGUUCCGCGAACGACCCCAGCAGAAAUCCGUAGUCAUAACGUACAUCCUGUGGCUGUUUGGAGGUUUCUUCGGUCUUCAUCAUCUAUAUCUGCACCAAGACCGACGGGCAUUCGUGUGGUGGUGUACGUUGGGAGGGUACUUCGGUAUAGGAUGGCUCUCGGAGAUCUACCAGAUACCGGCGAUGGUGCGGGAUGCCAAUGAGGAUCCACAGUUCGUUGAAGAGUUCCGGGAGAAGCUGCGACAGAAUAAGAAACCUCCGUUUCAGACGCCACGCUUCCUGAUGGGCAUCAUGGUGGGCUUCUUGUUCGGGCAGGUCAUCAUGAUCUCGAUACCACAGGAGGUAUUUGCCGGGGUGGAUUGGACCUUCCUGCAUUGGCUGAUUCCAUUGGGUGUGGCAAUUGGUGUAUGGACGGUUGGUAACAUGGGUCGCGAGAAGGGAGUGUUCUGGCACUGUCUGGUAGGUGCUUACGUUUCUUAUCCGUUGCGAUAUUUCGUGCUCGAUGAAGCGUACUGGUUCACGGCAAUGGCCUCUUGUUCGGCGUUUGCUUUCGAUUACCUCUCCAAGGAAUGGGAUUUGACCGUUCCGAAGCGCGAGAAACCCUUGAAACGAGCCACCAUCAUCAUCCCUUGCGUGCUUCUGUACCUGUCCCUGUGGGGAUGCUUCUUCUACUUCAAUGGAACGAUCACCGAUUCCGAUGGGGACGAAGUUCCGGUUCACGAAGCGAUACACAACUUCAUCAAGUCUCCAUGGUGGACCGAUUUGAAGCAGACCAUUUCGGACACGAUACAAUUUGCCCAGCAUAACGGGUGGGCAGAGGUGUGGAAACAGAUCAUAGAUUCCAUGGACGCUGAUGGGGAGCAAAAUGCGUACAAGAUACUGGGAGUGAGUCCUACGGCUUCACAGACCGAAAUCACGUCGGUGUGGAGAAAGCUGUCCCGUGAGAAUCAUCCCGAUAAGGUGAAAGAGGAAAGCCAACGCCGGAAUGCCCAGGAAAAGUUUAUGGAAAUUCAGCAAGCGUACGAAAUUCUGAGUAAGAUCAAAUCCAAGAGACGACAACGGAACAAGAAGUCUAAUGAAGAUCUUUAGGAUAAUUGAUAUUACAAUCAUCUCAUGUCAUGCUUUUAAAUUAUUUUUGCACUGAAUUGAUUUCCAAUCCAAGCUGUAAAUAUUUAUUGAUAUUCGAAUAAAAAACUCCAAACUUCUAUAGCUUUAAAAUGACAAAAU
This is a messenger RNA of Ochlerotatus camptorhynchus, 1404 nucleotides long. It is a transcript of the gene wus, whose product is annotated as TM2 and DnaJ domain-containing protein wurst. Lineage: Eukaryota; Metazoa; Arthropoda; Insecta; Diptera; Culicidae. The transcript has 3 exons. The record is from RefSeq and is a predicted model, not a curated record. Bases 16 to 1266 code for a protein of 416 amino acids. Gene Ontology annotation, cellular component: membrane.